AAAAAGUUACACCUCUUCAGCUGAUUCUCAUUGCAACGCCUUCCAACACUGUCUUUACUAUUUUGUUUUUCUUCACAAAAAUCCACAAACUGUCAGCAUAUUUCCCCUAAUUGGAUAACAAACUGACUUAAAACCAUGACGCUUUUUGUCCUAAUCGCGCUGCUUAGUUUGCUGAACACAAUCCUGCCGGACUUUUUACGGAACUACCUCAAAGUAUCACGUCUGUGGGUCGCCAGGAACUCCUCGGAGCUGAAUCUACUGCAAAAGGAAGUGGAUUUGGCCCGUGAGCAGGUGGAAGAGGUACGCAAUGCGGAGCAUUCCGGAGAGUAUGCUAGGACCAUCAAAAUUAUGCGCGCCGAGCGAAAAGUGUCGGAGGCGGAGGCCAAGCUGAAGUCCGCUCGUGGCGUCGAGCACCUGAUGCGCAUGGGCAUUGACACGGCGGCUUUCUAUGUCUCCAAGGUGUUACUUUCCCUGAUCACAGUGAUCGUGAGCAUUCGGAAUCGUGGUACGCCUGUACUAGUAAUCGACGAUAGCAUAAGCUUAGCGCCGUUCACGGGGCUUCUCAGUUUUCCCACCGGCGUGGCCAAUGCGAUUUCCGUGCCCGCCUGGGCUUUCUCCUGCAACCUGACCUUCAAGCUCCUCUACGGAUUGGUAAAAAACCGCGGUGCGUGAGCCAAUCCGGAGUAUUGCUUCAUCUAGUUUAGCUGUUAAAAGGCGCCCGACACUUUAAACUAUGUACUUUGUUAUAGUCCGCUAUGCUUCACACGCAUCAUCACUACAUUGUAACGUCCCAAUCUUGUAAUAUAAAAAUCACGCAAAUUAAAUGUAUUUUCAAAGACGAA
Molecule: messenger RNA, 842 nt
Organism: Drosophila serrata
Lineage: Eukaryota; Metazoa; Arthropoda; Insecta; Diptera; Drosophilidae
Biological process (GO): tail-anchored membrane protein insertion into ER membrane
Cellular component (GO): GET complex
Molecular function (GO): protein-membrane adaptor activity
Source: RefSeq, a predicted model, not a curated record